Molecule: messenger RNA, 624 nt
Organism: Acanthosepion pharaonis
Lineage: Eukaryota; Metazoa; Mollusca; Cephalopoda; Sepiida; Sepiidae
Source: the annotation of a GenBank genome assembly
AUGCUACUGAAUACGAUAUCUAUCUAUCUAUCUAUCUAUCUAUCUCAGUCUGUUCAUAUCUAUCUAUCUAUCACUUCUGGGGGAAGAAGGUAUACGUUGUCUCAUAGCAGCUUUUCUUGCAUUAGCUCCCCCCUCUAUUUCAUGUACUCUUCUUUGAGCUUCUUUCUAUCUUUCUCCCCCCCUCUCUCUCUCUCUCUCUCGUACGCGGGCGCAGUUUUAUCUAUCUAUCUAUCUAUCUAUCUAUCUAUCUAUCUAUCUAUCUAUCUAUCUAUGUACAGCGCUUUCAUAUCUAUCGAUCUAUCUAUUUAUCCCUCUAUCUAUCUUAGCCUGUUCAUAUCUAUCUAUCUAUCUAUCUAUCUAUCUAUCUAUCUAUCUAUCUAUCUAUCUAUCUCAGUCUAUUCAUAUCUAUCUAUCUAUAUUAGCUUGUCCAUAUCUAUCUAUCUAUCUAUCUAUCUAUCUAUCUAUCUCAGUCUUUUCAUAUCUAUCUGUCUAUCUAUCUAUCUAUCUAUCUAUCUAUCUAUCUAUCUAUCUAUCAGCCUCUUCGUAUCAAAUUAUGUGAAAAGUGAACUAAUUGCUAUUGGUACUUGGAAAGAAAUUGGAAAACCGGCCUUGAAAUGCAUCUGA